AUGUCUGCUCCCACUAUGAGAUCCACCUCAAUAUUGACAGAGCAUUUGGGAUAUCCGCCCAUCUCGCUUGUUGAUGAUAUCAUUAAUGCUGUAAAUGAAAUUAUGUACAAGUGCACUGCUGCCAUGGAAAAAUAUCUGCUAUCCAAGAGCAAAAUCGGCGAGGAAGAUUAUGGAGAAGAGAUCAAAAGUGGAGUUGCUAAGUUGGAAUCACUUUUGGAAAACUCCGUGGAUAAGAAUUUUGACAAACUAGAACUAUAUGUUUUGAGGAACGUCCUUCGAAUCCCUGAAGAGUAUUUGGACGCCAAUGUUUUUAGAUUGGAGAACCAAAAGGAUCUGGUCAUUGUAGAUGAGAAUGAGUUGAAGAAAAGUGAGGAGAAACUUCGAGAGAAAGUGAACGACGUGGAGUUAGCGUUCAAAAAGAAUGAAAUGCUAUUGAAAAGAGUUACAAAAGUGAAAAGACUGUUGUUUACGAUAAGAGGAUUCAAACAAAAGCUAAACGAGUUACUGAAAUGCAAAGACGAUGUACAAUUGCAGAAAAUUUUGGAGUCGUUAAAACCUAUAGAUGACACAAUGACUCUACUGACUGAUUCAUUACGUAAACUAUAUGUUGAUAGUGAAAGUACCAGUUCAACAGAGGAGGUAGAGGCACUACUGCAGAGAUUGAAGACCAACGGGAAGCAAAAUAAUAAGGAUUUCAGAACACGAUAUAUCGAUAUAAGGACGAAUAAUGUCCUACGAAAAUUGGGGCUACUAGGUGAUAAAGAGGACGAAAAACAGUCUGCCAAGCCGGAUGCGAGGACGCAAGCAGGGGAUAUAGUUAGUAUAGAUAUUGAAGAGCCUCAAUUGGAUUUACUUGAUGAUGUGUUAUAA
Saccharomyces cerevisiae S288C is the source of this 870-nucleotide messenger RNA. It is a transcript of the gene MTW1, whose product is annotated as MIND complex subunit MTW1. The coding region runs from base 1 to 870 and encodes 289 amino acids. Gene Ontology annotation, biological process: mitotic cell cycle. The transcript has a single exon. The record is from RefSeq and is marked reviewed. Gene Ontology annotation, cellular component: nucleus; spindle pole; chromosome, centromeric region. NCBI's taxonomy places the organism in Eukaryota, Fungi, Ascomycota, Saccharomycetes, Saccharomycetales, Saccharomycetaceae.